ACGUCUCACCUCCGCGUCACGAGUCCAAGUGCGAGACGAACUUUACUGCAGUCAUACAAACAAACCCAGAGUAAGCAGUCAGAGACAGAGACAUUUUGAUAUCGAUUGGACAAAAAGGAACAGGCUUUUCACUUUGGAAGCACUUUACUGGCAACACUGUUCAAUCACUGUGACUCAUUUUCAGAGGCUAUGGGGACUCUCAAAGUCGAGUGUGUGGUGAAGGAGCAGAAUGAGAUCGGAGAAGGUCCGGUCUGGGAGGAGAAAGAUGCCACUCUGUUGUAUGUCGACAUCUAUGGCCCGAAGAUCAGCAGGUGGAACUCACUGACCAAUCAGAUAGAGAGUAUGCACACAGAGACGUAUGUGGGCUGCGUGGUUCCACGGAGGUCAGGAGGGUACGUGAUCGGAGAGGGAACACGCUUCGCGGCUGUAGACUGGGAGAAGCGUGCCAUCACAACCAUCGCUAACGUGGACACGGAAAAGAGCAACACCCGCUUUAAUGAUGGGAAGGUGGAUCCGGCCGGCAGGUUUUUCGCAGGCACCAUGGCAGUUGAGGUGCGUCCAGCUGAGCUGGAGAGGAAACAGGGCUCUCUGUACAGUCUACACCCCGAUCACUCUGUCGUCACACACUUCGAUCAGGUGGACCUCUCCAACGGGUUGGACUGGUCUCCGGAUCAUCGCUUCUUCUACUAUGUAGACAGUCUGACGUACAUGGUGGAGGCCUUUGAUUAUGAUAUACACACUGGAGGAUUAGCUAAUCGCAGAAUGGUGUACAGGCUUGAGAAAGACGAAGGCAUUCCUGAUGGCAUGUGCAUUGACGCCGAAGGUAAAAUAUGGCUUGCCUGCUACAAUGGAGGCAGAGUGGUGCGCAUCGACCCUCAGACAGGGACCAGGCUGCAGACAGUGAAGCUGCCUGUCGCUAAAAUCACCUCAUGCUGUUUCGGAGGGAAAGACUACACUGAUCUAUACGUCACCUCUGCUUAUAAAGGCAUGGAUGAGGAAUCGCUCGCCAAACAGCCCCAAGCUGGCUGCAUUUUUAAGGUCACUGGUUUAGGAGUAAAGGGAAUUCCUCCCUAUUCAUUCUCCGGCUGAAGCUCCAGAGCACCUCUGGAUAUAGCGAAUUACAUGAAGACUGUGCUAAUUAUGUUCGCUUAACACUUCAGCAACUGACAUAUUGAUCUAAUAAUGAACUGAAUUCAAUUGACUUGACAUGAAUUAAACAGCAUUUUUGUCCAGCUAGAACACAAUAUCCAAAGUCAUCCUAUUUCAAUUAGUACUUUAAAAGGGAAUUAAAACCUUCAUGACUGAAUCAGUUGGCAAAAACGCUUGAGUUGAGUUUGUGAUCAGUGAUAAUAAGAAUAGAAUAAUAAUUAGUGAAUGUAAUGAUAAUUAACAUGUUGACAGUUAUGUUGAUUAAAACAUCCUGAUAACUCAUGACAAAAACAAAAUCAUUUUGCAAAGUAAUGAAAGUGAUUUAUCAUCACAUGUAUAUGAAUUUAUAGAUGUUUAAAUGAGAUCCAAAAUGUUUAGACCCUGCAGUCAUGGAAUACAAUAAUGUUGUCCACUGUAGGCUGUUUUUCCUGGGUCAGGAUAUUGGUGAUAUACUGGGAACACCGGGCAUGAGAUGGGAAUACCUCGUGGAUGGUACACCAGUGCACUCGCACACAUUCAGGCACUCAUUCAGGAUUAGGGGCUAUUUAGUGAAUCCACCUACAAGCCUACAUGUUUUUGGGAGGUGGUAGGAAACCGGAGAACCCUGAGGGAGUCAUGGACACGGCAAGCUCAGGAACGAACCAGGGACCCUGGAGCUGUGAGACUGCAGUGCUAUCUGCAGCACCACCAUGCCUCCUCCAUUUUAGUUUUAAUUCUUUUAUUGUUGAUGUAGCCUUUAAGAUUAGUCGUUUCUGAUUAUCUGGUGAAAGACAUCCAGGGUAUGAAAAAAAUAAAUUGCAGAUGAACACAUGCAUCAACCUUAAUCACUGUUUGUUAAUUGGUGAAAUUGUAAUUAAACUUUUCAUUAAAGUUUCAUGUGCUAUA
This is a messenger RNA of Ictalurus furcatus (blue catfish), 2034 nucleotides long. It is a transcript of the gene rgn, whose product is annotated as regucalcin. Gene Ontology annotation, biological process: L-ascorbic acid biosynthetic process. The coding region runs from base 190 to 1089 and encodes 299 amino acids. The transcript is spliced from 7 exons. The record is from RefSeq and is a predicted model, not a curated record. NCBI's taxonomy places the organism in Eukaryota, Metazoa, Chordata, Actinopteri, Siluriformes, Ictaluridae. Gene Ontology annotation, molecular function: calcium ion binding; enzyme regulator activity; gluconolactonase activity.